Malurus melanocephalus (red-backed fairy wren) is the source of this 2569-nucleotide messenger RNA. It is a transcript of the gene HTR6, whose product is annotated as 5-hydroxytryptamine receptor 6. Gene Ontology annotation, biological process: G protein-coupled receptor signaling pathway, coupled to cyclic nucleotide second messenger; chemical synaptic transmission. Gene Ontology annotation, molecular function: neurotransmitter receptor activity; G protein-coupled serotonin receptor activity. The record is from RefSeq and is a predicted model, not a curated record. Lineage: Eukaryota; Metazoa; Chordata; Aves; Passeriformes; Maluridae. Gene Ontology annotation, cellular component: dendrite; membrane.
GAGCACCCUGCCAUCCUGAGCACCCUGCCAUCCUGAGCAUCCUGCCGUCCCUGCCAUCCUGAGCUGUCCAGCUCGUCCCCAGUAUCAGGGAACAGCAUCCAGGGACAUCCCCGAGCAGGGGGAUUCACAGGGACGAGGAACCUCUGUGAGUAAUGGGGAGGGAACCUUGGUCCUGCUGAUCGGCUCCUGGRAAUGUCACUCUGCUCUGAGUGACAGUGAAGAGAGAGAGUGGGGGAAGAGAGGGAGAGGAGCAGGAGGAGAGGAGAGGAGGAGAAGGGAGGACGGACACGGAGWGGAGAGAGAUGAUCCUCCUUCCCCCGGCCAUGAUCACGUAGCACAGCCCACGCCGGAGAAGGCGCCCAGCCCUAGAGCCAGCCCUGCCCCCGGCUCCUCAUGGAGGGGGACCUGGGGGCCCCCAACGCCAGCGUGCUGGGGGAGCACUCCCUGCUCGUGGGCAGCAGCUGGGUGGCCGCCUUCCUGUGCUUCAUCAUCCUGCUGACCGCGGCGGGCAACUUCCUGCUCAUCCUCCUCAUCGUCACCCAGCGCUCCCUCCGCAACACCUCCAACUAUUUCCUGGUGUCGCUGUUCAUGUCGGACCUGAUGGUGGGGCUGGUGGUGAUGCCCCCGGCCAUGCUCAACCAGCUCUACGGCCGCUGGGUGYUGCGGGGCGACUUCUGCUCCCUCUGGGCCUCCUUCGACGUCAUGUGCUGCAGCGCCUCCAUCCUCAACCUGUGUGUCAUCAGCCUGGACCGCUACCUGCUCAUCACCUCCCCGCUGCGCUACAAGCUGCGCAUGACGUCCUGCAGGGCCCUGGCGCUCAUCCUGGCUACCUGGAGCCUGGCCGCGCUCGCCUCCUUCCUGCCCAUCAAGAUGGGCUGGCACCAGGCGGAGGAGGCGCGGCCGCUGAACGGCACCGGCCGGGGGGACGAGGAGCAGUGCCGGCUGCUGGUCAGCCUGCCCUACGCGCUGGUGGCCUCCUGCCUCACCUUCUUCUUGCCUUCUGCCGCCAUCUCCUUCACCUACUGCCGCAUCCUGCUGGCGGCCCGCAAGCAGGCGGUGCAGGUGGCUUCCCUGGCCUCCACCGUGGCCAGUGCAGACGAGGCCACGCCACAGGAUCUGAAGCACCAAGUGCCACUUUCCUUGGGCAGAGGACUGCCCACCCCUCCCUGUCUCCAGCUGCAGGUUCCAUGUGCCCCGAGCCAGCCGCUGGCUGGCAGUGAGAGCAGGAGGUUUGCCAACAAGCACAGCAAGAAGGCUCUGAAGGCCAGCCUGACCCUGGGCAUCCUCCUGGGCAUGUUCUUCGUGGCCUGGCUGCCCUUCUUCAUCACCAACGUGACGCAGGCAAUCUGUGGCUGCGUCCCGGCCGGCUUCUUCGACGUGCUCACCUGGCUGGGCUACUGCAACAGCACCAUGAACCCCAUCAUCUACCCACUCUUCAUGAGGGACUUCAAGAGAGCCAUGGGCAAGUUCCUGCCCUGCUGCCGGCGCUCGGCGGAGCCGCGGCCCAGCGCCAUCUCCCUGUCCAUGAGGAAUUCCAACAGCGGAGCCCGCGCCGCCACAUCCCUCAAGAACGUGCUCACCCUGCAGGCUGAGACCGACUCCAUCGACUCUGGGGCCCCGGGGAGUGACCCCAGGCUGCCCCCGGGCCCUGGUGCCCGCUCUGUCAGCCUCUGGGAUGCRGAGCCCCCGGACACGGAGCUACAGCUCGGCACCCCUGUGGCCUGAGCAGGGCUAAUGUGGUUCUGCGUGCUGGGAAGGGUCCCCCAGGAGCCCGACAAAUCCUCUGGGGCUGAUGUGCCACAAGCCAUCUCCCAAAUUCCCUGUUCCAGCRCCUGGUGCAGGUCAUGGAGGGGAUGGUGGCUCCAGGCACUCCCAYAAGGAGCAUCAAACAGUGCAAAGCCAUGUGCAGCUGCUGAAUUAACCUGCCUUGUCUCUCUUUCCUCCCUCCUUUGCUCACCGUCACCAUCCCAUGGCUCUUCCAUCUCUGCUGAGGCUGAACCUCAGGCUCCAGACCCUCUGUCUCUGUAACCCCAAAGCAAAGCUUGGUUUUGCACACACAGAGCUGAGCAGAUCUGCUCUGAGUGCACUGAGGGGAGCAAUGCAAAAACAUCCCGUGGAUCACGGACAAGAGGUUUGGGGCUGCUUCAGCCCACGGAAUAUCAGGAAGGCAGAUAUCAUCGCUGGAGUCGUGUCUGUCUCAGGUUCCUGGCACGCAGCAGUUGCUGGUGUCUGUGCAGAGCUGUGCUGCGGGGGCUGCAGUCAGUGCAGAAUGUCCAACGCUGAUUUUGGGAUGCUCCGUGGGGGUGUGGAGCGCGACUCGCGGCGGCUCYGUGGGUGUCUCGCAGUAGUAACGGGAUCAGCUCCUCUCCCAGGCUCCCUCCCUCCCACAGCUCCCCCCUCCUGGCACAGGACCAUCACGCUUCCCCACCCCAACAAUCCAUCCCCUCCURGAUGAUGCAAUUAGAAAAUACACUUUCCCCCCCCUUCAAAUAAGAAUCUAAAGAAUCUAAAUUUUGUAUUUUAAAUGACAAUGCCAGCCCCCGCCCCAGAGCCAAAAGCAGAGGGAACA